Messenger RNA from Lepus europaeus (European hare), 5340 nucleotides. It is a transcript of the gene ABCE1, whose product is annotated as ATP binding cassette subfamily E member 1. Gene Ontology annotation, molecular function: ribosomal small subunit binding; iron ion binding; ATP hydrolysis activity. Lineage: Eukaryota; Metazoa; Chordata; Mammalia; Lagomorpha; Leporidae. The coding region runs from base 182 to 1981 and encodes 599 amino acids. The transcript is spliced from 18 exons. The record is from RefSeq and is a predicted model, not a curated record. Gene Ontology annotation, biological process: ribosomal subunit export from nucleus; translational initiation; translational termination.
CGCGCAAUAGGCCCUUAUGGCUAGCGCGAGGCGGCGGCUGGGCACCGCCAUUUUGGCCGGUGGCCGUAGGAACACGCCGUGUGGCUGAGAAGUGGAAGCAGGCGCUCGCUCGGCCCCUGCGCUCCCCUCCACAGGGGGAUCAUUUUCUCCAGAAGCUGGAUAUUCUUAAUUUCUUACAACUAUGGCGGACAAAUUAACGAGAAUUGCUAUUGUCAACCAUGACAAGUGUAAACCUAAGAAAUGUCGACAAGAGUGCAAAAAGAGUUGCCCUGUGGUUCGAAUGGGAAAAUUAUGCAUAGAGGUUACACCCCAGAGCAAAAUAGCAUGGAUUUCUGAAACUCUUUGUAUUGGUUGUGGUAUUUGUAUUAAGAAAUGCCCCUUUGGCGCCUUAUCAAUUGUCAAUUUACCAAGCAACUUGGAAAAAGAAACAACACAUCGGUAUUGUGCCAAUGCCUUCAAACUUCACAGGUUACCUAUCCCUCGUCCAGGUGAAGUUUUGGGAUUAGUUGGAACUAAUGGUAUUGGAAAGUCAACUGCUUUAAAAAUUUUAGCAGGGAAGCAAAAGCCAAACCUUGGAAAGUAUGAUGAUCCUCCUGACUGGCAAGAAAUUUUGACUUAUUUCCGCGGCUCUGAGUUACAGAAUUACUUUACCAAGAUUCUGGAAGAUGACCUGAAAGCCAUUAUCAAACCUCAGUAUGUAGAUCAGAUUCCCAAGGCUGCAAAGGGAACAGUGGGGUCUAUUUUGGACAGAAAGGAUGAAACAAAGACACAGGCAAUUGUAUGUCAACAGCUUGAUUUAACCCACCUAAAAGAACGAAAUGUUGAAGAUCUUUCAGGAGGAGAAUUGCAGAGAUUUGCUUGUGCUGUUGUUUGCAUACAGAAAGCCGAUAUUUUCAUGUUUGAUGAACCUUCUAGUUACUUAGAUGUCAAGCAGCGAUUAAAGGCUGCUAUUACUAUACGAUCUUUAAUAAACCCAGAUAGGUACAUCAUUGUGGUGGAGCAUGAUCUAAGUGUAUUAGACUAUCUCUCUGACUUCAUCUGCUGUUUAUAUGGUGUACCAAGCGCUUAUGGUGUUGUAACUAUGCCUUUUAGUGUUAGAGAAGGCAUAAACAUUUUCUUGGAUGGCUACGUUCCAACAGAAAACUUGAGAUUCAGAGAUGCAUCGCUUGUUUUUAAAGUGGCUGAGACAGCAAAUGAAGAAGAAGUUAAAAAGAUGUGUAUGUAUAAAUAUCCAGGGAUGAAGAAAAAGAUGGGAGAGUUUGAGCUAGCAAUUGUAGCUGGAGAGUUCACGGAUUCUGAAAUCAUGGUGAUGCUUGGGGAAAAUGGUACAGGCAAAACGACAUUCAUCAGAAUGCUUGCUGGAAGGCUUAAACCUGAUGAAGGAGGAGAAGUGCCAGUUCUAAAUGUCAGUUAUAAGCCACAAAAGAUCAGUCCCAAAUCAACUGGAAGUGUUCGCCAGUUAUUACAUGAAAAGAUAAGAGAUGCUUACACUCAUCCGCAGUUUGUGACUGAUGUAAUGAAGCCUCUGCAGAUUGAAAACAUCAUUGAUCAAGAGGUACAAACAUUAUCUGGAGGAGAACUACAGCGAGUAGCUUUAGCUCUUUGCUUGGGCAAACCUGCUGAUGUCUAUUUAAUUGAUGAGCCAUCUGCAUAUUUGGAUUCUGAGCAAAGAUUGAUGGCAGCUCGAGUUGUCAAACGUUUCAUACUCCAUGCGAAGAAGACAGCCUUUGUUGUGGAACAUGACUUCAUCAUGGCCACCUAUCUAGCAGAUCGAGUCAUCGUUUUUGAUGGUGUCCCAUCUAAGAACACUGUUGCAAAUAGUCCUCAAACCCUUUUGGCCGGCAUGAAUAAAUUUUUGUCUCAGCUUGAAAUUACAUUCAGAAGAGAUCCAAACAACUAUAGACCACGAAUAAACAAACUCAACUCAAUUAAGGAUGUAGAACAGAAGAAGAGUGGAAACUACUUUUUCUUGGAUGAUUAGACUGAAUCUGAGGAAAUCAAUAAGCCAUUUACUAAAAGAAACAUUGACUGGGAUUUUUGUCAUAUAAAACUUUAAUCAGGUUUUAUGCCCCCACAUACUUUGGAACUUGAAGUAUAAUUAAUAUACAUCAAAAGCCAGUUGUGUUGUAAAUUGUAGUCUGAACACAGAAAAUGCCACUUUCCUGGAAAAGUUCAUAAGGCACUUUUGUGCAUAUUCUAAAAUGAAGACAUUUCAAGCUACACAAAUUACCUCCAAGUUUUCAUGAUGUAUGGGAAGAUUUUCAAUAGUGUAAUAUAUUCAUGUACCAAAUGCUGACCAGUGUGUGCCCCCUUUAGAAAAAUCUUGAAAUUACUUUCUGUGCUUACCUGGUUUGCCAAGUAUGCCAGUAUAAUGAAAUUUCCUUUAUUUUAUAAGCUGGUCAAAGACCCCAUUGAUGAUAUUUGAUAAAUAAACCUGAGGAUUAUAUUAGCUACUUGUUUUCAAUCUUUACACUGAUAAUAUAGUGCGAAGUUUCUAAGACUGCGAAAAAGCACCGUUAGAAAAAUGAGUAUUACCUUAAGUUUUUUGGUGCUUUUGACCAUCACUAUCAAAUAUUUGUGUCCCGUCCAAAAAAAAAAAAAGAAAAAAUCCCUAACUUACCUGGAUUUGUCAGUUUUUGCAUUUUGUAAGGCUCCAUACGCUGUAAUUAUUCUAAUGCCAUUUUUAAAUAUUUAUAUGAGUGUAACCACCAAUUAUAAUUAUGAAAAACCAUUUUUAAAGAAUUUUUUGUUUACCCUUGUUCCUACAGACUCAGAAAUCUUUGGAGUAGGUACCUCAGCGUCUGUGUAUUUUCUUAAAUUUCCAGACUUUUCACAUGGACAGCCAGGGAUUUGUGAACAUUUCCUCAGUAGCAGCAUUAUUGCCAGAGUGGCCAGAUAGCAAUACCAAAUAUGUUUGGUACCAGUCACAUUCAUUUCUAAGUUUGCGAAUAGGUUAUUACCUAAACCUUCUAACUUUUAGUUUUGGACAGUGUAUAACAAAAGUUCUAAGAACUUGUCCAAAUAUUUUAAGUUCCUAAAUCUGAACAGCAGGAUAUUUGUGGCCAGAAGCCAUUAUUAAUGCAUUAUUGACUAAUGCACUGAACUGGAAUUAAUCCAUGAGUAAGGAAGAUUUUACCAAACAUAUUAAUAGGGCAAGCAAAAUAUCAGGGGAGUAUGGAAAUGACAGGGUUUUAGAACUCUUAUAUAAGAGCAGCCUUAAUAUGUAAAAAAAAUAGUGGAAAAUAUGGUUUAACUGAAUAGUUAGGCUUUCUAAACAAAAUUGAUGUUAAUAAUCCACAAAUACUUGUGAAAGAUUCAACUAUACAUAAAUAUACAGAAUAAAAAAUGCCCGCCCUUUACCCUUGCAGCGGUUAGUGGUGUGAGUUUAACAUGCUCAUCAUUUUGUGUAAAGGGUUUGUUUUGUACAUAAAUGGGAUCACACUAAAUGAGUGAGUAGCAGCUAUUUUUAAGGAUAGGUUAAAUUUAUGAAUGAUUAUUUCAAAUAUAUUGAUAAAAUAAGACAAAAGCUAUUUUUAUUUACUGAUUUCCAUAUUCUGUCCUUAAUACUUGUGACAUAACAGGAACACAGCUAUUUCAUGUAAAUUAAAUACCAAAUAUGGAUUUAUCAAGAUUUUAAAUAGUAGAAAAGCCUGUAUAGUUGCUAACACAACUGCAUGACCAAUGAAAUCAAGUACACCAGCAGUGCAGAUGUUUUUAAAAGAAGGAACUGCUGUCUUAACUGAGGAAAAAAAAAAAAAUUCUGGAAUAUUACAUAAACUGGCAAGGGUCACAACACAGUUUAUAUAAUAUUCUACCACUCUUAGGAAAAUAUGCAAAAUAUUAAAAUACAAGAAACAUUGCGACAGAUUGCUUUUAGAAAGGACAGAGUGGUUAAAGGAUGAAGAUAGACGUAGCUUUUGAAUUUGUGUGCAUCUAAUGUAAAAAUCCUAACAAACAAAAACAAUACAAUGGUGGUAAGCUUUUUCUGCAGUAACAAUUUUAGACCACUAGUAUCCUGUAUACCACUCAGCUUAUCACAUCAUGAAGUGGACCUACUGUAUUGAUUUAGUGACAGUAUAAGCAAUUCAACAUAAUUUCAUUGAUGUUCAUCAUCAUACUUAUAUGUGCUUAUCAAGACCUUAAUGCAGUCAAUGACAUACUGUGAGCACUCCAUAGUAGUUCUGCAUCAAAUUGCUAUGUGAAAGAAGAAAUUCCCAGGAAAGAGUCACAGCAUCCUAUUAAGUGUUAGGUCCGCAGAAGAGAUGAGCAUGGGCAUUCAACAGAAUGGGGGAAAAAAAAAAAAAAGGAUGAAUACAGGUUAAAAGGACAAUUCUGUUUUCUUUCACAUGCUGAAAUUAGGAAGUGAAAAGAGCAAAGCAAAGGCUGGUUAGAAGCAGCCAGUUAGAAUUAUCUAGAGUUCCCGUUCUCUAACAAUUUUCUAAACAAUUAAGAAAAAAACUUCUGAAAGGUUCUUAGAGGACACACUUAACCUGUCCUCUUAACUAUUCUCUUGGUCCAUGAGCUAGGUCAUAAAGGGAAGCUGUAAUUGCUCUCACAGCUACUUACAUCUUCAUGCCACUCUCCAGAUAUGGAAGCUUAAUAAAUUGCUCAGAGUGAAAGGCAGGCCCUUCUAAUUAGAGAACGUCAGAGAAACUACCACAUACUCCUUGAGACCACUGUCACCUUAUCCAACCCACCACCACCCCCAAGUUCUUCUGAAGCAGUCUUAAGCUAAAGACCCAAGUAACUAACCAACUCAUUACGUUUGUACUAGCCCAGUGUCCCUCCAGGCUUGCUGCUCCUGUUACCAGGAACCCUUCAAAUACUUGCACUAAAUGAGGGCUUUUUGGAUCUUGCUUAUCUUAAGUAUGUUAAACAAGUGUUGACAAUAUUCUUUGGUGACUUAAGAAACCGAUGAGUUUUCAAAGUAUUUAAGUAUGCCUGAUAUGUUUACUUUCCAAACUACAUGUGCUUCAUCUUCAUACAGCAUAAGUACUGAACAUAAACUGCAAAACAAGGAUUAUUUGAUCCAGAAAUUUAGAUACUCUGCACACUGCCAUUUACUCCAUUAAUUGUAAAAAACAUUUAGAGCUAGAUUCAAGUUCAAAUUCUACUACUUACUAGUUGCAUGGCCAUAGGCAAAUAACUGUGCUUUGGUCUUAGUUUGAUUGUAUUUAUAAAUUAGGCAAAGUACCUAUCAUCCCCUAUAGGUUAUAAAUCCCAUAAAAACUAUCAACUCACUGAGAAAGCACCAUGGAAACCAUCUUUCAAAGAAUUCACUAAAAUUACUCUUUACAUACACUCUGGUUAUUCUGGAAUCAAAGAAUCACAAGCAGGAUU